AUGGAUUGGAACACCUAUUCUGGGCAGUUUGUUUUUGGAGAGCUGCGAGGAUAUGGCGUGAUGAAGUAAAAAGACGGUGGAAGAGACGAAGGGGAAUUCUCCCAAGGACUGAGAGAAGGUCAUGGUUGCCUAGUGGAACUAGCUGGACAGACGUAUCAAGGAUCGUUUCAUAAUAAUAAAAAGCAUGGAGAAGGGCAAAUGAUAUUCAGAAACGGCGAUCGGUACGAAGGAGGAUGGGUCCUGGACCGGUGCCAGGGGCACGGAGCGUGGUGCUCAGCCAACGGAACCACUUACCAGGGCCAGAGGUGGGAUGACGCGUUCAGCGGCCAAGGCAUCCUGACUCACUGCUCCGGAAUCACCUGCGAUGGGCUGUGGAUCCAUGGCUUCCCAGCCACUCCUGCCAAGAAGAUCGUAAUUUUGGGCCCAGAGGUGAUUGAGCUGAUGGAAGACUCUCCCAUUUUCCUUUCUGUCGAGCUGCAAACCGAGGAUGGGGAAGUUGCUGAGGGUAAGAGCCUCUUUAUGUGGCCGCUGCUAAUUUCAGCUUUGAGCCAGGGGAAGGCGGCCCUCUCGGACAUCCACUUGGGGCAAUUUUUCUUUCCUCCCCGUUAUCCCAAGCAUCCUGAAACACAGCAGGCUCAGGAAGAAGAAGCCGCCAGACAGAUCGGCCGGCAGAAGACGCAUCGCCCAAGAACCAUCCGUCCCUGGCUCCCGCGGCCGGAGGCGGUCUUUAAUUGCCCUCGUUGGAGGGAAUUCAUGAGAAGACCAGACAUCCACCUGUCAGGGGUGGUUUCAGGAUCAUUAAAUCAAGGGCAGUGUGAUGCAGGGGGCUGGACUCGCGGAUUUGAGUGCAUUAGCUAUCCUUUGAUGGAUGUUGCGCCCACGAGCCCGGAAUCCAGAGCCAGCCAGGGAUCACCAAUCCCCGAGGGGAGCAUGGAGCCGGAAUUUGGAUCAGACUCCAAGCUCGGCGGCGAAGGCAAUGCCCCUGGGCCCGCAGAUGAAAAGUCUCUGGUCUCGGCAAUGGAAAGCGUAGGUCCUUCUCCCCGAACCCGCCAACGUGUGGACCGAGGAGCCGUUUGAUUUAAAGACGUCAGGUUGGUCCCUCCUCCUCCCGGACACUGGGCUCGCAGGUUCGGGGAUGAUCCGAGCCAGAGAAGAAGGAGAAAGCCUGCUGGAAGAUUGGGUGCCAAGAAAGAGGGGAAGAAGACAGCAUCCCCAGGAAAGGCGGGUGACAGCAGGUCCAGGGCACCCACGGAGGGGAGUCUGAAGCUUCCAAUGGACCAGUGCUCCCCAGGUGACUAUGUGAUUGGGAUUCAUGAUACCAACUGGCCACCGUUCCUGGGCCAGACUCUCCCCUCCACCUUCAAACUCUUGAGGGUUUUACCAGGAAAGAACCACUGCCAGAGAGUCCAGAAGGACAUUUCAAAAGCCCCCAAGUAG
This is a messenger RNA of Tachyglossus aculeatus (Australian echidna), 1437 nucleotides long. It is a transcript of the gene MORN1, whose product is annotated as MORN repeat containing 1. Lineage: Eukaryota; Metazoa; Chordata; Mammalia; Monotremata; Tachyglossidae. The transcript has 12 exons. The record is from RefSeq and is a predicted model, not a curated record.